AUGCACAAAUUUAUCUUAUUGCUCUUGCUCUUGAUUUCCUUCGAAAUGACAAUUGCCUUGCCAAAUCUGCCUUUCUUGGAAGCUAGAGGUGUUGAUCUUGCUACAACUCCUGCGUGCAACGGAUGUUUAGACAGAUGCAAGAAAUCUUCCGAUCCUUAUUGCAGUGCUGAUUGCUGUUGGGUUUGCAUUCCAGGAAGAGGAGGAUAUCAGACCGAUUAUAUUAUAUUGGUCAGAAGAGCUCCAUACUCCCAUUAUUUUGUAUUCUUCCAGGAUUUUAUUAAAACUGCUGACAAAAGCGCUUCCAUACUCACAGUACUUUUCAAUAGACAGAAAACAAAUCCUUCGAGUAUUCACGUUAGAACGUUUGUAAUUUCACAGAAAAUUAUAUACUACAAGCCUCAAAAUAUUAAUACUAAACGAACUGUCCUUAAAUCACAUAAUACAACCGAGUCUUGA
Messenger RNA from Phycomyces blakesleeanus NRRL 1555(-), 456 nucleotides. RefSeq lists its product as hypothetical. The coding region runs from base 1 to 456 and encodes 151 amino acids. The transcript is spliced from 2 exons. NCBI's taxonomy places the organism in Eukaryota, Fungi, Mucoromycota, Mucoromycetes, Mucorales, Phycomycetaceae. The record is from RefSeq and is a predicted model, not a curated record.